This is a messenger RNA of Phanerochaete carnosa HHB-10118-sp, 492 nucleotides long. RefSeq lists its product as uncharacterized. Bases 1 to 492 code for a protein of 163 amino acids. Lineage: Eukaryota; Fungi; Basidiomycota; Agaricomycetes; Polyporales; Phanerochaetaceae. The transcript has a single exon. The record is from RefSeq and is a predicted model, not a curated record.
AUGCCUCGAAAGAGCCAUCGCCACAAUCUCAAGGACGCCAACCCAAACGAGAGCUAUCCGCCAGCUGGUGGAAAAAUACGCCACAUCCGAGGCUGGCGGACCUUCUUCUCGGCAGGCCUGCUGCGGCCAAGUGCGCCACAUGAUCCACCCAACUCAACUCCGUCCGAGUCGGCGAGCCCUUUAGAGAGUGUGGCGCCAGGCAGCAAUCGCAGCAGAGGCCCUCUCCCUCAAACUCAGGCUCAUCCUGCACGCGACGCUGGCAGUCACCAGCCUAAGCCGAACACGAAACGUCGUGCAGGCCCUGCCGCCAAGGUAGACACAUGGCCUUGGGACCCCAAAGCGUACCCGGUCCGCAGGUCCACAGCUGCUUCCGCCCGCGCCACUGGGAAUCACAGUCGACCGUCUUUGCCGGCAGACUGCAUCGAGUCCCGCAACCUUUUCGUCGAAAAUGCUCGCCCGCCAGGUGAGUCGAAGUUGCCUGGCAUCAAGUAG